Mus caroli (Ryukyu mouse) is the source of this 1080-nucleotide messenger RNA. The record is from RefSeq and is a predicted model, not a curated record. NCBI's taxonomy places the organism in Eukaryota, Metazoa, Chordata, Mammalia, Rodentia, Muridae.
CCUCACACCAACUGUGAUCUGCUUCCAGUGUUGACCAUGCCUGGGUGGAGCUGCCUGGUGACUGGAGCAGGAGGGUUUUGGGGGCAGAGGAUCAUCCAGUUGUUGGUGCAGGAGAAAGAUCUUGAGGAGAACAGGGCCCUGUUUCGGACCUUCAUCUUCAAGAUGGAAGAGAGAAUCUCCGACCUAGGGAAAAUCAUCAAGGUGACAGUGUUGGAAGGAGACAUUCUUGACACCCAGUACCUGAGGAGAGCUUGCCAGGGCAUCUCUGUUGUCAUCCGCACUGCUGAUGUCAUUGAUGUCACAGGUGUCAUUCCCAGGCAGACCAUCCUAGAUGUCAAUCUGAAAGGUACCCAGAACUUAUUGGAGGCCUGUAUCCAAGCCAGUGUGCCAAACUUCAUCUUCUCCAGCUCAGUUGAUGUUGCAGGGCCCAACUUGUACAAGGACAUCAUCCUGAAUGGCCACGAGGACGAACAUCGUGAAAGCACAUGUUCUGACCCAUACCCAUACAGCAAAAAGAUGGCUGAGAAGGCAGUGCUGGCAGCCAAUGGGAGCAUCCUGAAAAAUGGUGGUAUGCUGCAUACUUGUGCAUUAAGGCCCAUGUACAUUUAUGGGGAGAGAAGUCGAUUCAUUUCUAACACAAUAAUUACAGCCCUCAAAAAUAAGUGUGUUCUGAGAAUUGGGGACAAAUUCUCCACAACCAACCCAGUAUAUGUAGGUAAUGUGGCCUGGGCAGACAUUCUGGCUGCCAGGGGCCUUCGAGACCCCAAAAAGUCACCAGAUAUUCAAGGAGAGUUCUACUACAUCUCAGAUGACACCCCUCACCAAAGCUAUAGUGAUUUAAGUUACACCCUGAGCAAGGAGUGGGGCUUCUUCCUUGAUUCCAGCUGGAGCCUUCCUGUGCCCUUACUGUACUGGCUUGCCUUCCUGCUGGAAACUGUGAGCUUCCUGCUGAGUCCAAUCUACAGAUAUAUACCUCCCUUUAACCGCCACUUGGUCACACUAUCAGGUUGCACAUUCACUUUCCCCUACAAGAAACCUCAGCAAGAUCUGGGCUAUGAACCACUUGUCAGCUGGGAGUAA